CCGCCAGGUUGGCACGUCAGUUAUAGCCGUGACGCUACAGCACACUGGCGCAUCUAUUAUUCAUAUCUAUGUUUGUGACAUACGGCUUGUCUCAUUCACAUUAAAAGCGUUUCUCAGAGACGAAACUAGUGUGGGUCGCUAGAAAGGCAGGAACUAAAAUGUAUUGUACAAAAGAUAGAAAUGAGAGCAAUAUGUAAUGAACGUGUUCGAUGCAAAAGCGGAAGUGACGACACUGGUUUCGUCGUCGUGGUUUCCGCUUCAGUUACGGCCACACACACACAUUUGUACACUUGAAUGCACACUAGUAGUCAUAUUUUUAGAUAAUAUACGCAUGAUAAGGUAGCCACAACGAUAAACGCUGUAAAAUAAAACACGCAUAUACUUUGUUAGAAUUACUGUACUACAGUAAAGUACGGACUACAGGCGGCGACAUUUCCCCAUUCCACCGCUGGUACAAUCCGUCGAAAAAAUGGUGAACUCUUAACAGCCGUGGACGCCUCAAUGGUUUGAGCUGCGUGAAGGUGAAGACGGCCGACGGUUUUGUCUCCUCGGAGCUAGCCUGUCGUCCUCGAAGGGACGGCCGGGGGCAGCAGGCGCGAGCUGAGGCUGGAGCCUCGGGGGACCAGUCGGACAUGAACGGGGAGGAAAUCCUAUGCAGUCAACACUGUGCCCCCGCUUCAAGUUGUCCUCAGUCGACGUCUCCGGUCCGCGAGGAAAAGAUGACCAACAUGGCGCAGGAGAGAAGAAGUACUUCCCAGUGUUGCCAGAGGAGCGAUGUCCAGUGGCUGGGAGAAGGCCGAAUCGCAAAUGGUAUCGGCCCGACCGCGAAAGAUUGCCACUCUUCGGACACGGCAAGGCAGCUUUCCUCUUGCUGGUCAGACGAAUGUACAUCACCUCUACAGCUUCAAUGUCGCCUUGAGCCUGCUGCAGAGCGCCCCAUGCAGCUCUCUGCCGACAGGCAUCCCGCUCCUUUGCACAGUAGCAACCGAAGCUCUGCUGUGCCCCGCCGCAAGCAGCAAAAGCGAGCCAUGCCCAAAAUCCCCCGAGGGAAAAACUCCCAGAACAAAAAAGUUACCGACUUCUUUCCAAUAAGACGCAGCUCACGAAAAAGUAAAACGGAGCUCAAGUGUGAACAGAAGCACCUCAUUGACCACCUCAUCACAAACGGGAUAGAGGAAGGAAUGCAAGUGCGGCACAUGGAGGGAAAGGGCCGAGCGGUGUUUGCCACGCGACACUUCCGGAAAGGCGAGUACGUGGUGGAGUACCACGGAGAUCUCCUGGAGAUGGCAGACGCCAAAAAGCGGGAGGCGGAGUACGCCCAGAACCCGGAGACGGGCUGCUACAUGUACUACUUUCAGUACCUCUGUAAAGCUUACUGCGUGGACGCUACCAAAGAGACCAAUCGUCUGGGGCGUCUGAUCAAUCACAGCAAGAGCGGCAACCUGCAGACCAAAUUGCACGACGUGGACGGCACGCCGCACCUCAUCCUGGUGGCGUCGCGGGACAUCGACGAGGGCGAGGAGCUGCUGUACGACUACGGCGACCGAAGCAAGGCGUCCAUCGCUGCGUACCCGUGGCUCAAACACUAACUCCAGGGAGAACCUCUUUUAUUUAUAAACACAACUCCCAAAAAUGUAGAGAAGGUCAAAUUAAGUUCACCUGCAACAGUUGUGUUGCCCUUUCAGUUAAUCCUGAAAUUUCACCACAAAGCCGUUUUGGGAGCCGUGCUUCAUACACACUUUAUUUUAUUUUUUUCUCUACACAUUUUCUACGGAUGACGCACGUGGGCAUACUUCUAAAGGUUGGUGCAUUUUUAUACCUUUUUUUUGCGCUUAUUACUGCACUGGUUUUUAAAGGACACUGAAUUCAACCUAGAACAUUCUUCACAUGGUAGCUUUGAAUUAUGGGUUUUUGCUUGUUUUUUAGAGUUGGAUGAAUUGGAAACACAUUUUUAGAGGGUCUACUUCUGUUUUUUAUUUUUGCAAAAAUAGCUUCUUUUUUUUAACAACUUGGGAACCUUUUACAUUUGGGCCACACUGAAAAGAAAAUAAAGUAAUUCUUCUACCGGGAA
Molecule: messenger RNA, 2071 nt
Organism: Phyllopteryx taeniolatus (common seadragon)
Lineage: Eukaryota; Metazoa; Chordata; Actinopteri; Syngnathiformes; Syngnathidae
Gene: kmt5aa
Product: lysine methyltransferase 5Aa
Exons: 7
Coding region: 633-1589 (318 amino acids)
Molecular function (GO): protein binding; histone H4K20 methyltransferase activity
Source: RefSeq, a predicted model, not a curated record